UUCAUUUUUCUGUAUCUCUCUCUAUUUCUCUCUCUCUCUCUCUUUAUAUAUCUCUUUCUAUCUUCCUGUCUUCCUUCCCUCCCCUCUCUCUCUCUAUCUCUUUCUUACCUCUCUUCUUAUUUCUCCUACUGACAAACCCGUCAGACAAAACGUGGAAUAUCAUCCGUCCCGCUAACCUUCAGGAUCUAGACGUGGCCGAAAACAAGAAGCCAUCUCUCCUCGAGUAUUUCUUACAGGAGAAGCGAUAUCGUUAGCAUCUGGGAGCUUUUAUCGGCUGAUGUGACGAAUAUAGAAGAAGUAUAGUAGUCGGUGAUGUCUUCUUGGUAGAAAGAAAACAAAAAAAGAAAAAAGAAAAGCAAGAAAUAAAGAAAGAAAGAAGGAAAGGAAGGAAGGGAGAAAGGAAGGAAGACAGAAGAAGACCGAAAAAAAGAAGAAAAAGAAAAAAAAUAAUCAAGGAGAAGAAGGAGGAAGAAGAGAGAUUGGUGAGGCGAUAGAUGCACCGAAGAGAAGAGGGAAAAAAGGAGGUGGUGGUCCUGGCGCAGCGAAGGCAGCAUCGUUUUCUUUGUCGUCGAAGUGGUGCCGGUAGUAUCGGUAGUGCUGGUGCUGUUGGUGCCGUUGGUGGUGGUGGUGCUGAGUAAGAAGAAGGACGUCGUCUUUGAAGGAACGACCUGGAGCGGCGGGCGGAGGGGGAGGUGGAGGUGGAGGAGGAGGAGACAUCGUCCCUCCCUCCUGGAGCCGGAGGAGGCAUGAGGAGGAGAGAACGGAGGAGGCUCUGAGGCUCGCCGCUGAAGACAAGGAUGGCUCCGCUCUUCGCCGCGAGCACUCUCGCGGGCGUACUCCGCCCUCUGCUCGCGCUUCUGCUCGCGCUUCUGAUCGGCUGCCCGCGAGCUAUACAUGCGGAACAAGUCGUUCUCCUGGACACAACGACGGAGGCGAAGCUCGAGUGGACGAGGUAUCCCUAUGGACCGCAAGCAAGCACUCCUGGCUGGGUGGAAGAGUCAUUCACAAACUUCGACAAGGGCAUCAAUUGGCGGAGUUACGUCGUCUGCGACGUUGCUUACAACAACGUGAACAAUUGGCUCUGGACGCCGUUCAUCGAGAGGGGUCCGGCGAAUCGCAUGUACAUAGAAAUCAAAUUCACGACACGAGACUGCUCGUUGUUCCCUGGAAAUGCUCUUAGCUGCAAGGAGACAUUCAGUCUUCUCUACUACGAGUUUGACGCUGCUACGAAAGAGCCACCACCAUGGGAGCCGGACAGUUAUAAACUCAUUGGACGAAUAGCCGCUGGCGAGGGUAGAUUCAACACGAAUACGGAAGUGGUGAUUAACACCGAAAUAAAAUCCGUACCAGUUACGAAGAAGGGCGUGUACUUUGCCUUCCGUGAUCAAGGUGCCUGCAUCUCGCUUCUCGCUAUAAAGGUUUAUUAUAUUAGCUGUCCGGAAAUCUCGGUGAACUUCGCUCAUUUUCCGGCGACACCAACCGGCCGCGAAGUUGCCUUGGUCGAACAAACGAUCGGCACCUGCGUCGCGAAUGCCGUUAAGAUCGAGACACCGACGUUCCUUUGCAAGGGUGAUGGUAAAUGGUAUCUACCAAGUGGUGGAUGUCAUUGCAAACCUGGUUACCAAGCGGACAUUGAAAAGCAGCAGUGCAUCGAGUGUCCAAUCGGUAGAUUCAAGCACGAGGCUGGACCCCACAACUGCGAGCUGUGUCCUACUCAUAGCAAAUCGACCGAUCAGGCUGUCACCGAAUGCCGAUGCGAUGCCGAUUAUUACAGAGCUACUGAUGAUCCCAAGAAAAUGCCUUGCACGCAACCACCGUCGGCGCCUCAGAACUUAACCGUCAAUUUUGUGGACCAAUCGACGGUGAUCCUUUCGUGGAACGCACCGCACAAACUCGGUGGUAGGACCGACACAACGUAUAGGGUCGUUUGCGAUGCUUGCAGUAUGGGUGUCAAAUAUAUACCUAACACGGAGAUCUUCAACGAUACGAAAAUCACGAUCACUGGCUUAAAUGCUGUCACGACUUAUCGUUUCCAAGUGUUCGCCGAAAAUGGUGUGUCCGCACAGGCUGGUAAGUCGGAAUACGUGGACAUCACGGUCACUACCGAAGCGAGUGUACCGAGUUUGGUGAGCAAUGUUAGAAUCACGAGCGUCAAAAGUUCCGAGCUGAGCAUUAGUUGGGAUGCACCGGUCACGGAAGUAGGUGGGGAUAGCGAUCACGUCGAGAGAUACGAAGUGAGGUGUUAUCCGCGCUUCGACGAUGCCAUUAACGCCACUGUGAUCCAAACUUCAGAUCUCUCUGCCACGUUUAAAGGCCUAAAACCAGCAACGGAUUACGCGAUUCAGGUUCGAGCUAAAACCACACGUGGCUGGGGCGAAUAUACUCCUGUUAUCUACAAAAAGACACCGCAUGCGAUGGGACUCGAUUAUGUCGGAGAAGAUGACAAUAUGCAAGUCAGAAUAAUUGCCGGUGCAGUAGUUGCAGUUGUCGUCCUUCUUGUUAUCAUCAUCGUCAUGACCGUUCUCUUCCUGAGAAGAAACCCUUUACAUUUAAACCCAUACGCUUCACUCGACUCGACUCAUAUAAUGCAAUUUCGAUGCAGCAGGGCCUCAGACGAGUGUAACAAGAAACAGCCGAGCGAUUGCGACACCUUGGAAUACAGAAACGGCGAAGGACUAGUUGUGACCUACAUGCACUGCAAAAUGGACAGUUCACCGAUUGUGACAACCCACACCAACAACAAGAGCAAGUCGUCGCUGACGACGCCGCUGUUCACGCCUGCAGUGGGAGUAACCGGAGCGGGUGCUGGAGGUACAGGUGGAACCGGUGCUAGAAGCUACGUUGAUCCUCACACCUACGAAGAUCCAAAUCAGGCUGUUCGAGAAUUUGCUAGAGAGAUUGACGCUGGAUAUAUCACGAUAGAGGCCAUAAUCGGUGGUGGUGAAUUCGGAGACGUUUGUCGUGGUAAAUUGAAACUACCACCGGAUGGUCGAACUGAAAUCGACGUGGCCAUAAAGACACUGAAACCUGGCUCUGCUGACAAAGCACGGAACGACUUUCUAACGGAAGCCUCGAUAAUGGGUCAAUUUGAGCACCCCAAUGUGAUAUUCCUUCAGGGUGUCGUGACAAAGAGCAAUCCAGUGAUGAUCAUCACCGAAUUCAUGGAGAACGGAAGUUUGGACACUUUUCUUCGAGCGAACGACGGUAAAUUCCAAGUGCUUCAGCUGGUCGGUAUGUUACGUGGUAUAGCCAGUGGUAUGCAGUAUCUCGCUGAAAUGAAUUACGUUCAUCGUGAUCUCGCGGCAAGGAAUGUCCUAGUGAAUGCUGCUCUGGUUUGUAAGAUAGCUGAUUUUGGACUGAGCCGAGAGAUUGAAAGCGCGACAGAGGGCGCAUAUACGACCAGGGGCGGUAAGAUUCCGGUACGAUGGACAGCACCAGAGGCAAUAGCAUUCCGUAAAUUCACUAGCGCCUCCGACGUCUGGAGUAUGGGCAUCGUUUGUUGGGAAGUCAUGUCCUACGGCGAGAGACCAUAUUGGAAUUGGUCCAACCAAGAUGUGAUAAAGUCGAUCGAAAAAGGAUACAGACUUCCAGCACCGAUGGACUGUCCCGAAGCAAUCUAUCAGUUAAUGCUCGACUGUUGGCAGAAAGAACGAACUCAUCGGCCUACCUUCGCCAAUCUUACUCAGACAUUGGAUAAACUCAUACGAAGUCCGGAUACUUUGAGGAAAAUCGCCCAGAACAGUGUUCUUGACAGGGGCACCAAUCCACUGGCGCCGGACGCGGUGGACUUGACGCAGUUGACCUCGGUCAGCGAGUGGUUGGCCUCGAUCAAAAUGUCUCGAUAUGCUGAAAGUUUCGAGAGGGCAGGAGUGACCACGUUGGAGGCAGCAGCUCGCGUUACCGUUCAAGAACUCACCGCACUUGGUAUAACCCUGGUCGGUCAUCAAAAGAAGAUCAUGAACAGUGUGACGGCGUUAAGAGCGCAAAUGUCCGCCACGUCGCAGAGCUUUCUCGUUUAGGAAAGGAAAAAAUGGAGGGAAAGAAAGAAGGGUAAAAGAAAGAAAUCAAACUUUUCGGUAGAGAAACGAGAGUGUCUCGAUCGUCCUCCUGCAUGAAAGCAGGAAUUUUCAGCUUUCUAUAAACGACAGGUCUGGAUCAUGGACAUCCUCUCAAAGAGGAUAGCAAACUUUUCCUCUUCGUCUCGCGAGCGUUCAUGAAAACGAAGUCAAAGUCGAGUGAUAACGAGAGACAACUUCCUCUUUCUCUCGACGGAGACCUGACAUUUUAAUUCUCGAUAUUAGAAUUAGGAAGACAUUCCAGCGAGUAGUCCCGCUUGAAAAAAAAAUAUAAGAAAGAAAGAAAA
Vespa mandarinia (Asian giant hornet) is the source of this 4363-nucleotide messenger RNA. It is a transcript of the gene Eph, whose product is annotated as Eph receptor tyrosine kinase. Gene Ontology annotation, biological process: ephrin receptor signaling pathway; axon guidance; protein phosphorylation. Gene Ontology annotation, cellular component: plasma membrane; dendrite. Gene Ontology annotation, molecular function: transmembrane-ephrin receptor activity; ATP binding; protein binding. NCBI's taxonomy places the organism in Eukaryota, Metazoa, Arthropoda, Insecta, Hymenoptera, Vespidae. The record is from RefSeq and is a predicted model, not a curated record.